Molecule: messenger RNA, 741 nt
Organism: Colletotrichum graminicola M1.001
Lineage: Eukaryota; Fungi; Ascomycota; Sordariomycetes; Glomerellales; Glomerellaceae
Exons: 1
Coding region: 1-741 (246 amino acids)
Source: RefSeq, a predicted model, not a curated record
AUGCUGAAUGCCAAAAAGCCCGGAAUGCCUAUUACAGCGAUGGCGAAGACCACGCACGCAAUAUUUCUCGAGUCCCUAGCCCAGUUCUCGCACUCACUGGAGCAACUAUGCGACGUGACUGCGGACUGUUUCAUAGCCACCCGCGGUUCUGAUGACUUGAAAAGUCUGUAUGCACGGCAAGUUGCACUCGUGAGCGGGAACAGCCAUGAAAUUUCAAUCUCAGACAUUGAAAAUGUUCUCGAAAUCUACAGCGAUCUCUGGGACGAGGCUGUUGGUUUAUUCGGGGAAAAUUUAUACGAAGCCAUGACGGUCGAAUGGUAUCGCAUACGUGCUAUGGAGUGGUUGAGCUAUGAUGGCUUUGAGCACUCAUGCGAACGCUACAUACGUCGUAUACAGACCAAAAACGGAUGUCACUGGCAUGAUUGGGAUCCAGAGUAUCUCAAUGACGUUGCUUACAUGCUACGGUACUUGGCUCAAUUCCAUGAGGACGCCGACAAUUUUGACUCGUGCAUUUUUUAUUCAGAAGAAUGCAUCCGUAUGCUUAACUACCUGGUCGAAAAGCAUGGAAGUUUUGCUGGAUACCGUCCUCGGGCAGUAGAAGUUCAACUGGAACUUAUCGAGGUGCUGAGUAAACUAGGUCGACUGCAGGAGGCUUCAGAAGUUAGACUGAACGUGGCAGGAUCGGGUUACCUGAGAGAAGUGGUGGACAAUGAUGUCGAGUGUGAAAGUUUGGAGAUAUAG